GGGAGAAGUUUGCCUUCAGGGUUUCUACCAUCGGCGGGGGAGGGACUUAACUUAGAAGACGAAAUUCACUAUUGGAUAUAUGAACUGUCAUUCUUUACCUUUGAGCGAAUCACAAAUCGAACAAAAUUCAGUACUGACCAAUCAGAGACGUCCCAUGUACAGACGCUGUAUCCGGAUAAAAUUGUAAAUACAGAGCAUCCUCCGCUGCAAGAGAUCGAUUUGAUAGACAACAGUACAAAUGGGGCGCAGGAAGUCAAAGCGAAAGCCACCUCCCAAGAAAAAAAUGACUGGUAACCUGGACACCCAGUUCACUUGUCCGUUCUGCAACCAUGAAAAAUCCUGUGAUGUUAAAAUGGAGCGCCCCCGUAACACAGGAAUUAUAUCAUGCAGCGUUUGCUUGGAGGAGUUCCAGACACCCAUAACCUAUCUGUCAGAGCCAGUGGAUGUUUACAGUGAUUGGAUCGAUGCCUGUGAAGCAGCCAAUCAAUAGUCACGGUUUCCUGUGACUAACCUCACUCAUUUACAGUUCCUCCCUUUGAUUGGUCCACUGAAUUAGGUGUUGUUAGCGCAAACAUUAGAAACAUCAUGUUUUGGGUGUACGUGCACAACGUGUUUAUUUUAACUUUGCUUUUUUUAACUUGCUGAGCACGUUCCUCUGGCUGGGCCAGAGGCCUGUUGUGUUGUUUUGUAUACAUCAUAGUUCUCAUUGUAAAAUGUAUCAGUGAUUAGCGUAUCAGUGUUUUUUGUUUGUUUGUUUGUUUGUUUUUUUAGUAGAUCAUGAUGUUUUCCAUUUUUAAAAAAUAAUUUCUGGUCUUACACAUUCCAUGUCCUCCAUUUCUGUGCGUUGUGAUUUAUGAAGAAAAUGUUUUUCUUGUCUUAAGGUUAUUGUAGAGCCGUAUUUAAAAGAUUACACUGACAGAAAUACUUGUACCCUUGUGAAAGUAGAUUUAGUUUUCAGCCAUGUCUCUUAUGCACUGAAGUAUUUUGUUGUUUAUUUUUUUCAGACUGCCUUUUUUAAAAUCACAAUCAUAAUUUCUGUUACACUACUUCUGUGUAUUUCACAUAUAUUGUGUACUUUUAGAUAAUGACACUAAUGAGAAAUGAAAUCUGAAGCAUAUUUUUCAAGUGUUUUUUUUUUUAUUGCACAAAUGUCAAGUUUAGUGAAAGGCAUACAGGAAAAAUCAAGAGGUUAGCAAAGAUGUAAAGUUUGAACAAUGUUGAAACAAAGCCAACACAUUAAGGUGAAAUGUUACUAAACAUUUACUCAACAUUGUUACUAUUCUGGAUAUCACAGAAGGAAUGAUAAUAAAUGAAUGACAUGUUAAAAACAA
Molecule: messenger RNA, 1331 nt
Organism: Scatophagus argus
Lineage: Eukaryota; Metazoa; Chordata; Actinopteri; Scatophagidae
Gene: elof1
Product: elongation factor 1
Exons: 4
Coding region: 239-490 (83 amino acids)
Biological process (GO): transcription elongation by RNA polymerase II
Cellular component (GO): transcription elongation factor complex
Molecular function (GO): RNA polymerase II complex binding
Source: RefSeq, a predicted model, not a curated record